CUCCCACUCACAACGGAACUUUUCUUCAUCAACCUCACCGAGAGUCGAGCCCUCCCAUGAUGACGGUCCUCGGCAAGCGCAAGGCCCCCGAGCCUUCAAUCUCACAAGAGGAUGCUAGCGAAAUAUUCAGACGGCAUUUCGAGUCGCGCUUUGCCCCCAUCGAGGCCGACCAGCCACCGCCGGCUGCCGACGAUGGAGACGAUGGAGACGACGAGGUGGUCGACAACGACAGCGGCAGCAGCGAUGGCGAGGCAGGUCAACGGCGGCCACGGCACGACGCAAAAAGCGACGGCGAGGACGAGUCUGAAUGGGGCGGUCUAUCGGAUGACGAGAUUUCGGACGAUGAAGCCGACGCACCGACGGUUGAGGUGGUAGAUUACUCGAGUUCGCAAACGCCAAAAGCGAACACCAUGUCAAAACGCGAACUCAAGGCUUUCAUGUCCUCCCGACCGCCCGACCAGUCCCUCCGAUCCCAGCUUCAAUCCGCCCAGCCAUCCACAACCUCGUCCUCUUCCGAUCCUCUGCCCGAAGACGCCCCCUCCCUCCUCGCCCAGGAUCUCGAGCUCCGCCGCCUCCUCGCCGAGUCUCACCUCCUCUCUCGCAACACCCGACCCCUGACCUCCCUCUCCGCCAACGCCGUCGAGCCCAAGGCCUUCGCCGCGGGCCGCACCCGCCAGCGUGCCACCGACAUGCGCAUCCAGGCCCUAGGCUCCGCCUUGUCCAUUCACAAACAAGAGAAGAUGCCCAUGAAGAUGCGCAAGGGCAUGGUCGCCGCCGCCGACACCCGAGAGGCCAAGCGCAGGCGCGAGGCCAGGGAGAACGGCGUCAUCCUCGAGAGGGAUACUUCCGGCAAGGGCAAAAGCAGGAGGAGAGACCGUGGGAGAGACCUAGCCGUAGACCGGCCAGGCAUGGGGACUUUCAAGGGCGCAGAGCUGAGAUUGAGCGAGCAUGAUGUCAAGAGGAUCGAGGGCGGGAGGGACACGUUUGGCAGAAGAUCAAAGAGGUGACUGUGGUGAUGUUAUGGCUCCAGGCCUGUUCGUGCGCUCACGAGGCGAGUUUUACGACGUAAUGAGCGUCAUCCUCAUGCUGCACACCAAUACGAACGCACCAGAUGAUGGCUGGGCAAAGAUAUCAACAUAUGGGAUAUAUUGGUUCUUCAUUACCCGUUGAUCCAUCGAACUAUAGUAUCAAGAUUCACACUUAAUGAUCCUGUCCGUCAUCUCCUCGAGUUAAAGCAGGUAGAUGUACAAAAUGCGCUAUUCGCACCUCACGCCAGCAACGGAUCACCCACCCGGCGGCUUUCCUAGCAUAUAUUGACGCUCCGCAGCUCA
Purpureocillium takamizusanense is the source of this 1331-nucleotide messenger RNA. RefSeq names its product pre-rRNA processing and 40S ribosomal subunit assembly (gene FAF1). NCBI's taxonomy places the organism in Eukaryota, Fungi, Ascomycota, Sordariomycetes, Hypocreales, Ophiocordycipitaceae. The record is from RefSeq and is a predicted model, not a curated record. The transcript has 3 exons. Bases 57 to 1007 code for a protein of 316 amino acids. Gene Ontology annotation, biological process: maturation of SSU-rRNA from tricistronic rRNA transcript (SSU-rRNA, 5.8S rRNA, LSU-rRNA). Gene Ontology annotation, cellular component: nucleolus.